AACCCCACGAAUUCGAUAAAUAAACGUACAACCUCAGCCUACAACCUUACAAACCACCCUCCGACGCAACAAACAAUCUCCUCACAACAACAAGAUUGACUUUGAAUUAUUCAAUCUUGUCGCCUUCACUUCAUUUUGACUCCUACCAAGUAUACUUUUUAUACUUGAUUUUAUCUAGUACCUUGGGUAGUCUUGCCGCACGCACACCGUCGACAAAUACCUUGAUUACAACCUUUUUUACCCACCACCACCACCACCUACCCCAGUACGUACAGGAUACCUCAGCCUUCCUUGCAUCGCAGAUCAACCACAAGUCAAAACUAUACAUUGUGACGCGAUCGACAGAUAAGAUCCUUCCAAUUUCGACUGCCUUUUCCAAAUAGCCCGCAGUAGGAAGAGGAUAUAAUCUCCUCCGCACAGCUCGUAAAAGAUGGUAGAAGGGGAACCGAACUCUCCAACUUGGAAGUUCACUCAGUUAGUAUACCCUUGUCGUAUAGUCUUUUCAUCUGCCACCUGUGAUGUCUUUGGGUGAGGGGUUCGAAAUGUGUUUUCUCGAUUGAUUGCGUCACUGUCGUGAAAUCAAAGCUAACAAAUUGUUAUCAGAUGUUUUGGUGACAAAGGCGAUGUCGAAGAUAUAACAGAAGGUAUUCUCCUCUCUCUACUUCUACGCAUCGAUAGUGCUUUUCGUUGUCUGCGGGUAGGACAACCUUCAUUCUAUAAGUACUGACAUGGCGGAUUACAGCGGACAUCAUAUCGACCGUCGAAUUUGAUCACACCGGAAAUUAUCUUGCCACAGGAGACAAAGGUGGACGUGUUGUCCUUUUCGAAAGGAAUGAGACGGUACAGAAACAAAGCCCUCGUCUAGAUUGUGCAAGUCGCGGAACUGACACUAUCUAGAAAAAAACAUGCGAGUACAAAUUUCACACAGAAUUUCAAUCUCACGAGCCCGAGUUCGAUUACCUCAAGUCAUUAGAGAUAGAAGAAAAGAUCAACAAAAUUAAGUGGUGUCGACGACAAAAUGCUUCCCAUUACCUACUUUCAACGAACGAUAAGACUAUUAAGUUAUGGAAGGUGUUUGAGAAGUCACUGAAAGUUGUUGCAGAAAACAACCUUUCUCAUGAUUUGACUCCAGGAAAUCCUGCCGGAGGCGGUGGUGGCAUUCGACCCAUAUCAAAUGUUCAUUUCAACAGUUCCCACGACCUUAAAUUACCCCGCCUUACUCAUCACGACACUGUUGUUGCAGCAGUACCACGUCGAACAUAUGCAAAUGCACAUGCAUACCAUAUCAACAGCAUUUCAGUGAACAGCGAUGGGGAGACAUUCAUUAGCAGUGAUGAUUUGCGGAUAAACUUGUGGAACUUGAAUAUUCAAGAUCAAAGCUUCAACAUCGUAGACAUCAAGCCCGCCAACAUGGAGGAGCUUACCGAAGUCAUCACAGCUGCAGAGUUCCACCCACAAAGUUGCAACUGGUUCAUGUACGCGAGCUCAAAAGGCACAAUCAAGCUUGCAGACAUGAGAGAGAGUGCCCUUUGUGAUCAGCAUGCAAAGCGUAAGUUUCCCAUGUUGUCAAUUUUCAAAUUCGGCUAACUUAUACCCAUUUUUAGAAUUCGAACAGGAAGAAGACCCCUCUGCGCGAUCAUUCUUCUCAGAAAUCAUUUCUUCCAUUUCAGAUGUUCGAUUUUCUCAUGAUGGUCGAUACAUUCUUUCACGUGAUUAUCUUACUGUUAAAAUCUGGGAUGUUAACAUGGAGAGGCAACCUGUCAAGACGAUUCCGAUUCACGAGCACCUUCGACCACGUCUUUGUGACACUUAUGAGAAUGACAGUAUCUUUGACAAGUUUGAGGUGGUAUUCUCUGGCGAUGCAAAGAAUGUAAUGACCGGAAGUUAUAACAACAACUUCAUGAUCUACCCAUCAGACCCCGACAAGGAAGUGGAGGUAGUCCUGCAAGCUGAUAAAUCAGCUUUCAAGGCUAAGAAAGUUGGUGUUCCAACACCAAUUAAUCCAACCGGUAGCCCCACCGCCGCGAACGGCAAAAAGGGCAACUCGAGGGCAGGUAGCCCAGCUGCCGGUGUUGGUGGCCAAGGUGGAAGGAUGAAGAAAGAAACAGAUGCAGAUCAAAUCGACUUCAACAAAAAGAUCUUACAUAUGAGCUGGCAUCCUUUCGAAGACAGCAUCGCAAUUGCUGCAACGAACAACGUGAGUGAUAAAGUAAUGGUUUCUCCAGGAACAUCUACUAACUAUAUAUUUAGCUUUUCGUUUUCUCCGCAUUGUAGAAAUUGGCAAUAUGCGGAAGCUGUCUUCAGGUCAUAUUUAAUUUGCGUUUUCAAUGUGUGCUGGCUACAGCGCAUCCAGCCCAGCGUUGUCCUUGAGACCUAUUCAUAUUCGUGGCAUAGUUGGUUUUCUGUCACGGAGAAACUAUUAUCAUUGAGUAGCGGGACUGCAGCACUUGACAGGUGUUGCAAUAGAGGGUGACGCAAAAAGCAGUGGUGGCUGGUGAGUUAUCUUUUGGAGACUGUUUCGUUCUCCAAUUACCUGGAAGCUCUUACAAUAGUUGUCAGGUUAAGUUGUUCGAGGCAACGGCGUGAUGUGUGUGUGCCUUGAAGCAGCUUUUUGAUGAUCGAAGUAGCCUAGUCUAAAUCACAGAUGAACAAUGCAUGAAAUUUUGAAAU
Molecule: messenger RNA, 2670 nt
Organism: Sclerotinia trifoliorum
Lineage: Eukaryota; Fungi; Ascomycota; Leotiomycetes; Helotiales; Sclerotiniaceae
Source: the annotation of a GenBank genome assembly